GAGCGGGCACCCGCGUUCAUGUUCCGCCAGGAGCAGCCGCUGGCCGAGGGCAGCUUUGCGCCCAUGGGCUCCCUGCAGCCGGACGCUGGCAACGCGAGCUGGAAUGGGACCGAGGCGCCGGGGGGCGGUGCCCGGGCCACCCCCUACUCUUUGCAGGUGACGCUGACGCUCGUGUGCCUGGCCGGCCUGCUCAUGCUGGUCACCGUGUUCGGCAACGUGCUGGUCAUCAUCGCCGUGUUCACAAGCCGCGCGCUCAAGGCACCUCAGAACCUCUUCCUGGUGUCUCUGGCCUCGGCCGACAUCCUGGUGGCCACUCUCGUGAUCCCUUUCUCGCUGGCCAACGAGGUCAUGGGCUACUGGUACUUCGGCAAAGCGUGGUGCGAGAUCUACCUGGCGCUCGACGUACUCUUCUGCACCUCGUCCAUCGUGCACCUGUGCGCUAUCAGCCUGGAUCGCUACUGGUCCAUUACGCAGGCCAUCGAGUACAACCUGAAGCGCACGCCGCGCCGCAUCAAGGCUAUCAUCGUCACGGUGUGGGUCAUCUCGGCCGUCAUCUCCUUCCCACCGCUCAUCUCCAUCGAAAAGAAGGGCAGCGGCGGCCAGCAGCAGGCAGAGCCGCACUGCGAGAUCAACAAAGAGGAGUGGUACGUCAUCUCGUCCUGCAUCGGCUCCUUCUUCGCGCCCUGCCUCAUAAUGAUCUUGGUCUACGUGCGCAUCUACCAGAUCGCCAAGCGCCGCACCCGCGUGCCGCCCAGCCGCCGGGGCCCGGACACCGCGCCGCCGGGGAGCGCCGAGCGCAGGCCCAACGGCCUGGGCCCCGAGCGCGGCGUGGGCCUCGUGGGCCCCGUGGGCGCCGAGGCCGAGCCGCUGCCCGCCCAGCUCAACGGUGCCCCCGGGGAGCCCGCGCCGGCCGGACCGCGCGACACCGACGCGCUGGACCUGGAGGAGAGCUCGUCGUCCGAGCACGCGGAGCGCCCCCCGGGGACUCGCAGGUCUGAUCGCGGCACCCGGGCCAAGGGCAAGGCCCGGGAGAGCCAGGUGAAGCCCGGGGACAGCCUGCCGCGGCGCGGGCCGGGGGCUACAGGGCCCGGGGCGCCGGCGGCCGGGCCGGGGGAGGAGCGCGGCGGGGGCGCCAAGACGUCGCGCUGGCGCGGGCGGCAGAACCGCGAGAAGCGCUUCACGUUCGUGCUGGCCGUGGUCAUCGGCGUGUUCGUGGUGUGCUGGUUUCCCUUCUUCUUCACCUACACGCUCACGGCCGUCGGCUGCUCCGUGCCGGGCACGCUCUUCAAGUUCUUCUUCUGGUUCGGCUACUGCAACAGCUCGCUGAACCCGGUCAUCUACACCAUCUUCAACCACGACUUUCGCCGCGCCUUCAAGAAGAUCCUCUGCCGCGGAGACAGGAAGCGGAUCGUGUGAGCACCGAGGCCGCGCUCCACCCCGCAACACCCCCUCCCCCGCGGACGCACUCGCGCUGACCGAAGGCGGCGGGGAUCGGAGGGCGCGUCUACACAGUCCCAGCGCGCUGAAAACGGGGGGUCUCCCUACUCCGUGCGUCUUGGCCCGGUUGUUGCUCUGCGGCCGCCUUCGAACAUCUGCUCUUCCCGGCCGGGGAAAAACACCGGCUGGGUGGCCCCCCACCCCCACCCGCGAGUUAUUGUUAGGGCCGCUUGGGAUUCCGAGUGAUCUUCCAGGGUCCUUGGGCCGCCCCUCAUCAGUAUUGUUUCCUAAAGGUGUUUUCACCUCCCCCGAGUCCAGAGCAGCUCUGAGCAAUUGCUGAACCCCAGAGGGUAUGGCUCACAAAGGGUUAACGGAAGGGGUUACCCAGCUCUGGCUAAUUGGGCUCCCCUCCUCCCAACUCUAUUUUUAAACGAAGCUCAGGGCAGCCCAGCCCGCCCUCCCAUCCCCCACUGUAAAUAUACACUAUUUUUGAUAGUACAUGCCUGAUGGGGGAGAAGGGGUCCCUAUUGUCGCUUGGCUUUUGUCGUCGGAAUCCUGGCUGUUGGUGAUGCCCUGGAGGCAGACACGUUGUGUCUGGUUCAGGCCCAGUCCCUCUGCAAUCUGCACACCGUUUUCUAGCGUCAUUACUUCCCUCUGUGUCCUUUUCACCAGCAACUGGUGACUGUCCCUUUGGGCCCGGACCGCUUGGAGAUUUCCUGAGGCGGGAAAGAUUUGUCCGGUUUUUUUUAUUUUUAUUUUUUUUUUAUUUUUCCCUGUGCCUAACAGCACGAUUGCCUUUUCCUAUGUAAAUACUGCAGUGGGGGAGCGACACAGAAGUAAUGACCCUUCCUGCCCUGCGUCAGCCCAUGGACAAAGCCAUUAUCCCACUUGUCCCUUCGUGCCAGCAGCUCACGUUAAAACCUCCUCUUUCUCGCGGCCCCUCCCGUCUUUUCUCCGGGGCUGCUGCUUGAAGAAUAUGUAUGUUUCUACUUUAUGUGUAUGUGUGCCCCUCUGUCUCCCAAAGUGCUGACUGUGGGGAAAUCGUUUAGCUGCUGUUUUUAGACACAGGGAAGUGUAAAUUAUGUGGAAGAGGCAAACCUGAUACGAUUUGCCCAAGGUAAACAGUUUGAAAAGACAAAUGGGCCUGCCAAACUGUACAGUUCCUGCCCCAAGAGCUCUUAGUAUCAAAGUGGUGUCCUUCCCUCCCUCUGUUUUCCCGGUUGAGAUCCUAUCUCUGAUGAAUUCCCAAAGUCUAAGGAGGAGGGCGGAGACCUCGUGUUUACCUCGGGAUUCUACACAUUUGAGACAGAGACUCUUUAAGGCCUGCGUUCUUAUUUUACUAAAGAAAAAUUAAUGUCAGCACAUGUUGCUAA
Pteronotus mesoamericanus is the source of this 2810-nucleotide messenger RNA. RefSeq names its product adrenoceptor alpha 2A (gene ADRA2A). The transcript has a single exon. Gene Ontology annotation, cellular component: plasma membrane. NCBI's taxonomy places the organism in Eukaryota, Metazoa, Chordata, Mammalia, Chiroptera, Mormoopidae. Bases 19 to 1416 code for a protein of 465 amino acids. The record is from RefSeq and is a predicted model, not a curated record. Gene Ontology annotation, molecular function: alpha2-adrenergic receptor activity; epinephrine binding. Gene Ontology annotation, biological process: platelet activation; regulation of smooth muscle contraction; regulation of vasoconstriction.